AUGGAUGGAGGUAGAGACUCGGAGAUCGCAAUGGGAGCAUACCAACCUAAGCAUCUGCUAUCUACCAAUCAAAUGAGGCCAACGGGGCAAGUUUUCAGCUUUAGGAUAUCCCUAUGGCUUGAACAUCUACGGAUUAUAACCAAUACAUUCCAGUUUCCCGAAAGCGAAAAGUGUAUAAGAAUGGUUAAUGCAAAGGCAGAUGAGUUAUGGGGACUAUAUGCAGCACAAGUGUACCCUCGGGAUCACGAUCUUCCAGGGCAUUUGCUUAGUUAUCCUAUUAGCAUUGGUAGCAAUGGUGAAGUAACAAGUCUUGCUGGGGCUGAACUCUUUCCUGAUACUAACGCAAAGGUUUUAGGCGAAAAAUCUAACUAUCUCCCUCCAAUUCUCACUACUUAAAUGAUGUAAUCGAUUUACAAUAUAUUUGUUAAGUAUUGAUUAAUAUUUAAGAAAUCU
Messenger RNA from Eruca vesicaria subsp. sativa (arugula), 453 nucleotides. NCBI's taxonomy places the organism in Eukaryota, Viridiplantae, Streptophyta, Magnoliopsida, Brassicales, Brassicaceae. The record is from the annotation of a GenBank genome assembly.